ACCCCUGUACAUGUAGAUGUGUGUAGCAUCCAAUGGUAUGGCAGCCUACACAUAUCCUAAAGAGGAGUAUGAUGGAGUUACACCAAGUCCACAGAAAGCAGAUCAUGAGAAUCAAAGGCAUGACUGCACUAGUGACAGCAUUAAGCCAGUCUGGUACAGCAGGGCACUGUCUUCAUAUGAAGAACAAAAUCCCAACCUGUCAACAUUCAGCUAUGGAAGCUUGGAAGCUUAUGGAGGGGAUGAAAUAAAUCAAUCGGUAAACAUAUUUGAAGAGUUGGAAGAACUGCGUUGUCAACGUCAGAAACUAACAGAGACCAAUGAAGCGUUGCAUAGGCGGCUGGAAACGACAGAAGAGUCUCGGACAGAGCUACUCAAUAAAGCAGAAGAAGCAAAGGAAACUAUCAGCAGUCUCCUACAGAAACAAAGUGUGUUUAAAGAUCAGAUGAGAGAGCUACGAGAUGAGAUCAAAUGUCUUGAAAACAACUCUUUGUGUUGGCAGAAUCAAGUAGCUGAACUGGAAGCAGAAAAGCAGUCCUUGGGGAAAAUUGUGCGACUAUUGAAAAGUGAGGAUACAGAGAAACUCUCGUUGAGAAGAGCAGUGGCUUCACUUGAAGAUGAGUUGGAAAAUGCAAGGAUAGAAAUAGACUCCAAGGAUAUCAAACUCAAAGAAGUUGUAAAGCACAGAGACGAGCUGAUAGAUGAACUACUAGAGGAGAACAAGAAUUACAUUGAGCUGUAUAAGAGUCAUAAAGACCUUCAAACAGCCUUUCAGGCAAUGAAAAUAGAGAAAAGAGAUUUAGAGAAGUCUGAGAUUCGACCAAUGAGAUCUAGUGUUGGUGAAGAGCUGAUCGAUAAGAAUGAAAACCUACUCAGUGAACUCAGAAUAGUAGUGAAUGAAAGCCCGGGUCCAUCGCCUAUCUGUGGUCUAGUAAGUUAUGAGAAAACAUCAGGAGAGAUCAUGGAAGGGUUACGAACCAUGGUAGAGAGUGUGAGUGCUGAGAUGGAGAGACUGGAUAUCACUCAGGCAGACCAGGAACCAGUGGAACAGAAUCUGAAUGAGCUGAGAGCUCAACAUGACAGUCUUCUGUGUAAAAUGAAAUGGAUCAUGGAAGCCAAGAAACAUUCAGAUCAAAGAGCAGUGAGCAUGGGAGACAAGUUAAAGGCUUUACGAGAAGAGAACGCUGGAAUGAAAGCCCAGUUACAGGGCCUGAAAGAGGACGUUACUGAACAUACAGAUGCCACCACUUUCAAUACCCCUGGUGAUGAUACAGAUCAUAGGCUGAGUCAAGCAGAGAAUGAGCUGGUGCUGGCAAGAGCAGAGGUCGAGCUAAUGGAGUUCACAUCUGGGAGAGACAAACAGAGGAUUAUAGACUUAGAGAGCUUGCUUUCUAUUUUACAGAAGGACCUUGAAUUGAAGAGGUUUGAACUGACAUAUGAGACAUCCAGUUUCGAAGAAGAACUAAUUUACAGAACUAAAAGACAACAUGCUAAGAAGAAGCCAGUGUCAGCUGACAGCAUUGGAGUGAUAUUGGACAAAGCAGGCAACACUGAGCCACGCAGGCCAAGAUGUUCACAUUGUAAACGAGAGGGAGUUGUAAGGAAUAAGAGGAUUUCUCCUGAAAGCAUCCCGUUCAAACCUGACCAGGCAGAGCUAGAGGAAUGCGUACAGAAACUACAAGAUAUUUCUCAUCUGGAUGAUACAUCAUCAGAUGAGGAUGUUCCUGACUGUGAGUCCAUAGAACCUUUACUAGAGUCUGGAUACAGAACAGAAGCCAGCAUUGGACGUAGCCCUGUCCCUUCUAAACACCAACUGUUUCCUCAGUCGUUCCCUAUUUCAACCGUUGUAGAUGCCUUAGCCUUAGAUGCCUUCCCCCAAUCAUUCCAUCCUAUUCCUAGUCUAGACAGAGCAACCUUCCUCUCCAGGUCAAGUGCCCUCCUGCCGCUCUGUCCUCGCUGCGGAUAUCACCUCGACCCUUCCCAACACCAAGUCUUCUCAUCUACGGAGAUCCUCUACCCCAAGCUCUUUGGUGCCUUUGAUCCCAUCGGCCUUCUCACAGGGGACGCCACAAGCAUAGCCGAACUCUCGGACACUCUAGAUGAUUUGUUCAAGAAUGAAGUGGUGAAGCCAUCGCUCCAGGAUUGUGGCACGCAAACUGAAACUGCCGAAGACCACUGUAAGGAAUCACAAAGACUUCCAUGCCAUGCCUGCGUCCAGACUGACCUAGAGGUUCGUAUUCGUAAAAUAGCCGGCACACAGACCGAAGAGGAUGCUGCUUGCUUGUUGAACAAGAGUUCAGAGGUCACGCAUCAAGGAUCAAGCACGUGUAGCCAGGGAGUGUCAGCUAGCGUUGUGCUGACAGAAACUCAAUCACAAACAGACAAUGCAGAAGAGAGCUGCGAUACUGUCCUUGUAGACAAUGCGGUUGAAGCGAGUCUAGCGAAGGUAUCACUGACAGGGAACUCAUCCACGCAGACAGACUGCAUUUCCAAUGAGGAUUCAUCGGUAGAAGUAACUAGCAUUGCUACACAAACCUUGCCAAACCCUAACCCAGCUACCUCAGCAUCUUCUUUCACCUUUGACCUUACCAUCCCCGUACCUUCUAACGACCAUCUGGCCCUCGUCAAGACAUCCUCUGUAUCAUCCACCUAUCUGGCGCCCUCUACCUUGCCUCCGCAUCUCAUCUCUGAAGAUUGGGAUUCUGAUAUCAGCUCCGAUUCGCCCCUGUUUGUCAGUGCACGGUCGUCACCUCUCGUCUUCGGCAAGCAAGAAGGGGAACCACCCAAGCCUGUCGAGACGCUGAGCUUCAAACCCAUAGGUGCAAGCAGAGAAAAGAUGGAACAGACUGUUCCUGCAUGUCUAGAUGAGAACUCUAAUAAAGACAUAGCAAGACACAAGCCCAGUGUACACAGAGAAACUGUGUUAAACCCAGAAAAAUCCACCAUGAGACAACGACGAUCGCUGGAAAGAGAAAGGAAAUACUCAGGAGUUGUUCAAGCAAGCAAUGGUGAAAUGGUAGACCUGACUACAGCAGAGAUCGAUGCAUCCUCAAUAACACCAUCAGACCAUGCCCUCAACGAGAAACUACUCUCCGAGUCAAGGAAGGUCACUGAGAAGUUUGAGAACAGGAGGGGGAGACGGUUCUCUCCUGCAAAGAACGAAGCUGAUGACGUAGUAUCCGAUGAUACUAGCCCAGACUCUUCCCCAGAACCUAUGAAGGGUGAUAUGAGUCCUUGUCUGAUCACUCAAGAAGAGAGGGUAGGAGCAGAGGGUGAUUCUGAUCCUGAAGAAGAGAAUGCAAAGAGUAGGAAAGUUUCAGAUGAAUUUGACAUCAAGGCUGAUCUUAUGAAAGCUAUAGGACCUAUAAAAACAGAUUCUACUCCUAAAUCAGCUUUGUCAAGCUCAAAAAUUAGACAGGAAAAGAAAGCCAAGCGACCCGUGUUCAAAUUACACUCCCCUAUGCCCGAGCUCUCGGAAGAAACUUGUGAAGACUCCUGCAGUCUACCCAACGGUACCCUCGAGACCCUGGAGACCGUCCUGGAGUCCAACACGGAUACGUGCAAGGCGGAGGUACCGACACAGUGCUCGGUCAAGCAGGAAGGGGAGGUCAAGUGGGAUGCAGGAGAGGGCGAGACCAAGCAGAGGAAGAGCUCUAUUCUGUCAGAGACGUUCCUCAAAACGCUCGGUCUAAAGAAGGGAGAAGGAGAUAAAACGGCAGUGUUAACCGAUCAAGAGGUGGAAGAGAAAUACAGCGCUUUAACGUUUGCUUUCAAGACUGAUCGUCUCACUCUAGAGCAGAGAUACAAGAUACAGCAACAUCAGAGGAAUGUUAUAGAGAACUAUCUCAAAGAAGAGAUAAGAGAUCAUGCUGCGGUUGUUCGGUCUCUGGAACAAAGAUGUGCAGAGGAUGAGAUCGCCAGAACGGACAUUAACAAACUGAAGCAACAUAUUGACGUGAUUCAGUAUGCCCUAGUCAAACUUGCCAGCAAGGCGGAGGGAUUCGGUGCAGUACAACAGGAGGAUAGAUUGAGCAGAGCUUCUGAUGUCAUGGUGACCCAUGUAGAGAAUAUCAAGAGAAGUCUGGAGAACGAAAAAAAAGAGCUCUCAGAAGCAAAGAGAGUUCUACAUGAAAACAAGAUCUUACUAAGAGGCAAUACUAUGACUGGUGAUGAUUCUGAUUCAGGAGGGAGAUUACGACGAGCAUCAACACUAACCAAUCCGGCUAUGAAGAGACCCUCGGGAGACCAACAUUCCUUGCAUGGCAUCGUGCGUCAAAAGCUCAUGCGAAAGAAUUCUUCAGACCUCAACGACUCUGACGAGUCUAAGCGCAGGGCAAGUGUAGCGGCUGUGCUAGGCUUCGGAAACUCUCCCCUCGGUGCCUCUUCCCUGGCAAAGAACCACAAUCGUGCACAAAGUGUGCCAGUGGCUAUCACUCGUAAGACCAUUCAAUUUUUUCAGGGGGAUGGGCGGAACCGGUUUGCCUCAUUGGCCAAUGCUGCUCUGAUUGACAGAUCUUUGACCAGCCCAGUAGGUGGAAGGGGUGCUUUAGAGACCUGUAAGGAGGGUGAGAGUGAGAAGAGAGACAUUCCUAGGUUCUCAGAAAUCAACAAAAAGAAACUCAGUAUAUCCCUCUCUGGUGGGAAUCACAGUCCAGAGCUUGCCCAGCUCUCUCCCAUCAAGCCUCUGACUCCACCAGCCUCAUCACCGACUGAUAAAUCACCUCGACUAGUCUCCUCAACUCCGGUGGUUAUCAGUGGGGACGGAGAGGGCAAGAAUAACAGUCAGAGGUCCAAAACAGAAGAGGAAAUCUUCCAGCAAGGAUUUGAACAAGGUGUGCGGUCUCAGAUCUCCCAGGAGUUGGAUGACCUUCGUGAUCAACAGAGGGCGCUGUGCGAGAAUCUUGAAGAGAUCAUGGAAGCAGCGGAGGACGAAGAUGAAGACGAGCAUGAAAAGAAUGGUGAGACACAGCCUAUAAUGAAAUUGAUGCGGCAAUACUCCAAGACUAUCCCAUGGUCUAGGGCGAGCAGGAUAGGUCGCUUGAUCCUGACUGGAACGCUCUUCAUCCUCGCCAUCAUCAGCAUCAUAGGGACCAUACUACCGCUGGAGAAGUGUAGUGGGGGUGGGUCGUUGCUCUCGGCUCCGUGGGAAGAGGUCGUGAGGGUUUUAGGGCCUUAUACUAAUAUAUACCACCCUAGCCCACCUCCUAUAUGAAUCUGAUACUUUGUACCCCUUAAAGGGGGUGAGAGGGGUGUAACGCUGCCCUCCGCCCGGUUAAAAGAGGUUGUGAGGGUCUUGCGACCCGUUACUAAUAGAAACCACCCAAGCCCACCUCCUAUAUGAAUUUGAUACUUUGUACCCAUUAAAGGGGGUGAGAGGGGUGUAACAAUGCUCCCUGCCCGGUGGGACGCAAAGUUGCGAGGGUCUUGGUACUAAUAUAAACCAACCUAGACCACCUCCUAUAUGAAUUUGAUACUUUGUACCGAUUAAAGGGGGAUGAGAGGGGUGUAACAAUGUUCUCCGCCCAGUGGAAAGAGGUUGUGAGGGUAUUGGGACCCGUUACUAAUAGAAACCACCCGAGACCACCUCUUGUGUGAAUUUAAUACUUUGUACCCAAAGGCUCGUUCAGAUAUGGCGCUGUAAGCCGCAACAAAGGUCUUGUGCGUAUUACACUUUAUGUUGUCAUCGUAUCUGAACAAGCCUUGAGGGUUAUGCGAGGUGCAGCACGGAUGUUCUACCCACUUCAUACACCGCCAAUAGAAUAUUGAGACAUUGUUAUCAGUUGAAGGGGCAGAGGAAAGCAGAACGACUCCUUAAGAGGGGUAGCAGGGGUGCAGUUCAUUAUGUCUGCUACUUCAGAAGUUGUUUAAUUUCUUCUAGCAGUCUGCUUGAACUCCUACAAAAUAUGGACCUCCAGUACCCUGAACACAAUCUUGGGAGCUCAGAAAUGAUUAUCCUUCUGGGGCCUGUUUCACAAAGCCUUUAUUCAAUGACAAAUGACAAAAAUCAGUGACAACUCUGCUGAUAACCAAUCAGAAGCAAGGAUUUCAGUAGCUUAUAACAAAGACUGUCAUUUGUCACUGAUGACAAGUUUUGGGAAACGGGUCCCUGAAUGUCAUUCAGUGUAGGUUUAUUGAGGAAUACAUUGAAGGAAUGAAUAAUGAUUCAUUGCAAUAGAUUUUAUCCAAAGCCUUCCAUACGUGUACAAGAGAUGUCAAAACGAAAUAGAUUCGUAGAACUCGUAUAAAAUCAUCAAUUUGUUAACUGUCAGCCUUCCACGAAUGCUGGUACAGUUUGCCUAAAGUUAUUAAUGUUCCUUAUAUACCUGGGUAGCAUUUCACAAAACCGUCAUAAGUGCAAGUUCACCGACAUCCCAUUGAAAUGCUUGUUAAACUUAAUACACGCAUUUCAAUGGGAUGUCGGUGAACUUGUACUUAUGGCGGUUUCGUGAGACGCUGCCCUUAUGUUUACACUUUGUAUAAAGCUGUAUAUAAUUUAUCACCCAUAGCCUUCCCAACUAGAUAUACCUGAAAUUGUAGAUAUGUUUAGAGUUUUGUAUAAACGUGCUCAGAUUUUUCAUCAUUAUGUACUUUUUCAUUUAUGUUCCAUGCAGUGCAUGGCAGGAAAAUGUUUACAGUUCCAGAUCAAUAAAUUUAGUACUACAUGAUCAAGAGUUAUAUUUUACAUAAAAAGUGAUCUUGAUAAUAUUGAUAUAUGUUGUGUAAAUGAAAUGAAUUGAUAUACUGUGACUGAACUCAUUUUCAAAUAGUUAUAUAUUAAAGAAUAUAUGCAAUAUCCUUACACAGUAUAUGAAGAGGGGAUAUUUAGCGAGUAGUUUUACAUGUUUUUGUGCAUUUUUAGUAGUGUCAUUUAUAUAUGGACCCAUGGGUGUAAAGUGCCUACUAAGUGUGACAUUUAAUACAGAGAUUGAAAUCCAAAGCUAACAGUACACAAGCUUUGUUUUAAUUUGAUCUGACUUGACUCUAAAGGCUUGUUCAGCUAUGGUGCAGUAACCGCCACAAAAUG
Molecule: messenger RNA, 7021 nt
Organism: Strongylocentrotus purpuratus (purple sea urchin)
Lineage: Eukaryota; Metazoa; Echinodermata; Echinoidea; Camarodonta; Strongylocentrotidae
Exons: 39
Coding region: 17-5209 (1730 amino acids)
Source: RefSeq, a predicted model, not a curated record